Molecule: messenger RNA, 2731 nt
Organism: Ochotona curzoniae (black-lipped pika)
Lineage: Eukaryota; Metazoa; Chordata; Mammalia; Lagomorpha; Ochotonidae
Gene: TRIM71
Product: tripartite motif containing 71
Exons: 4
Coding region: 64-2697 (877 amino acids)
Biological process (GO): protein polyubiquitination; proteasome-mediated ubiquitin-dependent protein catabolic process
Molecular function (GO): zinc ion binding; protein binding; ubiquitin protein ligase activity
Source: RefSeq, a predicted model, not a curated record
GCCUCCUCCUCUACCUCCUCCUCUUCCUCUCUGGUCUCCUCCCUCCUCCGGGACGGGUUUCAAAUGGCCUCGUUCGCCGAGACCGACUUCCAGAUCUGCUUGCUGUGCAAGGAGAUGUGCGGUUCGCCCGCACCUCUCUCCUCCAACUCGUCUGCCUCCUCUUCGUCCUCACAGACGUCCACGUCGUCCGCAGGCGGCGGGGGCCCCGGAGCCGCGGCGCGCCGUCUGCACGUCCUGCCCUGCCUGCACGCCUUCUGCCGCCCCUGCCUCGAGACGCACCGGCUGCCGGCCGCGGCCAGUAGCGCUCCGGGAGAGCCGCUGAAGCUGUUGUGUCCAGUGUGCGACCAGAAGGUCGUGCUGGCCGAGGCGGCAGGCAUGGACUCGCUGCCUUCGUCCGCCUUCCUCCUCAGCAACCUGCUGGACGCCGUGGUGGCCACCGCCGACGAACCGCAGCCCAAGAACGGGCGCGCCGGUGCCCCCGCGGGCGCAGGAGGCCACAGCAACCACCGGCACCACCCGCAUCCGCGCGCGCCCGCCUCCGCGCCUCCGCUCCCGCCGCCGUCGGCACCGGUGCUACCAUCACAGCAAAGCGCCCCUUCCCGCUCCGCUGCUCCGGGCGGCCCGACUGCGUCCCAGUCGGCGCUGCUGCUGCGCCGCCCUCACGGCUGCAGCUCCUGCGACGAGGGCAACGCGGCCUCCUCGCGGUGCCUGGACUGCCAGGAACACCUGUGCGACAACUGCGUCCGCGCGCACCAGCGCGUGCGGCUCACCAAGGACCACUUCAUCGAGCGCGGCCCGCCGGGGCCCGCCGCCGCCGCUGCAGCCGCCGCCGCCGCCGCGGCGCAACAGCUCGGGCUCGCGCCGCCCUUCCCCAGCGCUCCCUUCUCCAUCCUCUCGGUGUUCCCCGAGCGCCUCGGCUUCUGCCAGCACCACGAGGACGAGGUGCUGCACCUGUACUGUGACACCUGCUCCGUGCCCAUCUGUCGGGAGUGCACGCUGGGCCGGCAUGGGGGCCACAACUUCCUCUACCUCCAGGACGUGGUGCAGGACUCGAGGGCGCUCACCAUCCAGCUGCUGGCUGACGCGCAGCAGGGACGUCAGGCGAUCCAGCUGAGCAUCGAGCAGGCGCAGACAGUGGCAGAACAGGUGGAGAUGAAGGCAAAGGUGGUACAGACUGAGGUCAAGGCUGUGGCUGCGAGGCACAAGAAGGCCCUGGAGGAACGCGAGUGUGAGCUGCUGUGGAAGGUGGAGAAGAUCCGCCAGGUGAAGGCCAAGUCCCUGUACCUGCAGGUGGAUAAGCUGCGGCAGCACCUCAACAAACUGGAGAACACCAUCAGCGCCGUGCAGCAGGUACUGGAGGAGGGCCGGGCGCUCGACAUCCUGGUGGCCCGAGACCGCAUGCUGGCCCAGGUACAGGAGCUGAAAACCGUGCGGGGCCUCCUGCAGCCGCAGGAAGAUGACCGAGUCAUGUUCACGCCCCCCGACCAGGCUCUGUACCUGGCCAUCAAGUCCUUUGGUUUUGUCAGCAGCGGGGCCUUUGCCCCACUCACCAAGGCCACGGGUGAGGGUCUCAAGCGGGCCCUCCAGGGUAAGGUGGCCUCCUUCACCGUCAUCGGCUACGACCACGACGGCGAGCCUCGCAUCUCCGGGGGAGACCUCAUGUCGGCCGUGGUCCUGGGCCCCGAUGGCAACCUGUUUGGUGCCGAAGUGAUCGACCAGCAGAACGGAACGUACGUGGUGAGCUACCGGCCCCAGCUGGAGGGCGAGCAUCUGGUGUCGGUGACCAUGUGCAACCAGCACAUUGAGAACAGCCCCUUCAAGGUGGUGGUGAAGUCGGGCCGCAGCUACGUGGGCAUCGGGCUGCCAGGCUUGAGCUUCGGCAGCGAGGGCGACGGUGAUGGCAAGCUGUGCCGCCCCUGGGGCGUGACCGUCGACAAGGAGGGCUACAUUGUUGUCGCCGACCGCAGCAACAACCGCAUCCAAGUGUUCAAGCCCUGUGGUUCCUUCCACCACAAGUUUGGCACCCUGGGCUCCCGGCCCGGGCAGUUUGACCGGCCAGCCGGCGUGGCCUGUGACGCCUCCCGCCGCAUUGUGGUGGCUGACAAGGACAAUCAUCGCAUCCAGAUCUUCACCUUUGAGGGCCAGUUCCUCCUCAAGUUUGGCGAGAAGGGCACCAAGAACGGGCAGUUCAACUACCCUUGGGAUGUGGCCGUGAAUUCCGAGGGCAAGAUCCUGGUCUCGGAUACCCGUAACCACCGCGUCCAGCUGUUCGGGCCCGACGGUGUCUUCCUGAAUAAGUAUGGCUUCGAGGGCGCCCUCUGGAAGCACUUCGAUUCCCCACGUGGUGUGGCCUUCAACCACGAGGGCCACUUGGUGGUCACCGAUUUCAACAACCACCGGCUGCUGGUCAUCCACCCCGACUGCCAGUCGGCACGCUUCCUGGGCUCUGAGGGUACCAGCAACGGGCAGUUCCUGCGUCCGCAGGGCGUGGCUGUGGAUCAGGAGGGGCGCAUCCUCGUGGCCGAUUCCCGAAACCACCGAGUUCAGAUGUUCGAAUCCAACGGCAGCUUCCUGUGCAAGUUUGGCUCCCAGGGCAGCGGCUUCGGGCAGAUGGACCGGCCGUCUGGCAUCGCCGUCACCCCCGAUGGCAUGAUCGUUGUGGUGGAUUUCGGCAACAAUCGAAUCCUCGUCUACUAAUUUCAGCCUCUUGGGUUCCAUGGGUGUGCGCACG